GAAGAGUUCCAGAAUAUAGAAAAUGGCGGACACAGAGGUGGAUAGACUUACUCAGGCAAUAUGUUUAACACAGAAACUACGAACAAGCGUCACCCGUGUGUUUUCUGACUUAUCAGAUGGCUAUCACAUCAGCCAGGGAAACGAAAAAGCAUCUCUAAAUGAUUUACAAAAAGCAUUAUUGACUGUAAAUGAUAAUUACAGUGACCUGGAAAAGCUUGUUCCAAACCUAAACAGUGUGAAUAUUACUGCCCCCAACAGUGCCCUGCCUGGUAUUGACCCUGUGUACGACAAAACCCCGAUUUACUCACAGAUCACACAUGCUCACAAGUGGACAAAUAAGGUUCAUAAACUAGCUGACUAUGCUAGUGCAAUCUUGAGCCCAAACCAGUUGAAGCGAACACACCAAGGGGGACAAUCCUUGGCGACCAAACGACAGAGAAAGACACCACAUGCCCAUGCUAUUCCUCCACCGGGUGUGGAUCAAUGCAUUAGUGCAUUAGAGCGGUUAUGGUCAGAUAUGACAAUAACCCUGUCACGUCCCAUGGGGAACUGUGCUGUACUGCAGAUUACCUUAUCUCGGACACUGCGAGCACUCAUUGUACUGCGUGGCCUGCUGAUAGAGUCUGUCAUUGUCAAGGCCUACUCUGAGGAUUUUCUAACACCAGAAGGGAAGGUAGAUCUGUGGUCACGCUCCAGGUAUCAGGUAUUUAAUAAGGUGACAGAUAUGGUGACAGCUGCUACCCUACACUUCUGCCAUCCUCAGAUGCCGGACCUCAGUCUACGCUCUUUCCUGCUGUGGUUUAACAGUUAUAAGACUCUAUUCUCCGCUCCUUGUCAGAAAUGUGGGAAGCACCUCCAAGGGGCCUUCCCCCCAGUGUGGAGGGAACUUCGUACAGCUACACCUCAACAUGAUGGCUGCCGACAGACAUAGCAGAACGUUUAGCUAACGGGGGCAUAUGACAAUAUUGGAACUAUGUAUCAUGGAGAAAAGUGAAACCUUGUACACUUCAGUAGGAGUAGGGUAUCAUUUUGAAAAUAAUGCCGACAACGAGAAUGUACAGGUCCUAAUUGUGCUGUCAGGUACCGAUACAAAAGCGGCAUAUUGUGUUGGACAGUAACCAAACAUGAGCUGUUCCUUUUUGUGUCAUGCCGGUUCUGGUGGGGACAAGUUGUGUUAAACAAUACUGAACAUUAAAGUGUUCUUUGUGUGUCGCAGGUACAGAUGAGGAUAUGUUGUGUUGAACAAUACUGAACAUUGAAUGAAGUGGUCCUUGUUGUGUGAUGCAGAUGCUGGUGAGAAUGUGUUGUGACGAUACUCCUUUUGAUGUGUUUGUGUAGAUGCAAGUAUCACAUACAUCAACUAUGCAUCUUAUUGUCAUAUAUCAGUCAUUUAUGCAAAUUAAGUGACCCCAUUGGAAGUGCUUGAUAUGAUUAGGCCGAACGUAAUCUGUUUUGCUACCCCUUCAUACACUAGGUUUUUAGGCAUACACCAGUCGUUUGCUCACUGGUAUCCAUCACAGUGGGCUGGGAUAUUAACCAGUGCUAAAUUAGGACAGAUUCUUCACAAAUUGAGGUUGAAGGGUUGAAUGGAAGAUCAUUGAUGCAUUUUAAGGAGAGUGAAAACUGGUGUGUUUGUUAACAAGUGAUGGUCCAUUAGAGCUGGGUGAUUGUGAGUGUUUUUAAUACUGUACAGGUGCUGUAUGUGAGAGUUAGUCUGCCAGAGAUGAAUGAAAUGGACAAUAAACAAAUGAAAACAAACCUGAA
Molecule: messenger RNA, 1764 nt
Organism: Pecten maximus
Lineage: Eukaryota; Metazoa; Mollusca; Bivalvia; Pectinida; Pectinidae
Product: mediator of RNA polymerase II transcription subunit 27-A-like
Exons: 8
Coding region: 23-931 (302 amino acids)
Biological process (GO): regulation of transcription by RNA polymerase II
Cellular component (GO): mediator complex
Molecular function (GO): transcription coactivator activity
Source: RefSeq, a predicted model, not a curated record